Dendrobium catenatum is the source of this 711-nucleotide messenger RNA. RefSeq lists its product as uncharacterized. The record is from RefSeq and is a predicted model, not a curated record. The annotation marks the transcript as partial. The transcript has 2 exons. NCBI's taxonomy places the organism in Eukaryota, Viridiplantae, Streptophyta, Magnoliopsida, Asparagales, Orchidaceae.
AUGGCAGAUUUGAAUUCAAAAAUCACUCUCAAACUUCUGAUCGAUGAUCGUAGCCACAAAGUUCUAUUCGGUGAGGCUGAUAAAGACUUCGUAGAUUUCAUGUUCAGCCUUCUUACUUUCCCACUAGGCUCUGUCAUCAAACUCCUCGCUCCUCCAACUAUGAUUGGAUCUAUUGGAAAAUUGUAUCAAAGCGUAGAAAAUCUUAACGAGAUUUACCUUGUGCCAAACAGAGACAAAUCCUCUUUACUUCAACCGAAAGUGUCCACUAAUGUUAAGAAUCAUUUACUUCUCGACACAGAAGCCAUUGCAGAACUCAAAUACUAUAUUUGUAAUCAUUGCAAUAGAAAAGUCACUACUGUAAAAAGCACCGUGUGCCCAAACUGCAAGCAGGUGAUGGUCACCGAAGCUGCCUUCGUGGUUCCAUCGGGUUCAACUUCUUCAGCUACUGGAGCUGAAACUGGAGGGGAGAUUAAUGCUGGAGGCUUUGUGAAGGGAGUAAUCACUUACAUGAUUACAGAUGAUUUGGAAGUGACGCCUAUGUCUGCAAUCUCCAGCAUCACUCUUAUGAAUCGCUUCAGCAUGAAAAAUGAUGUUCAACUAAUGGAGAAGGUGGUCACCGUCGGCAUGAAAGAGGGGCUUGCUUUGCUCAAGGCUUCGUUAGACUCACCAACUGCUUUGACUGAUGUCUUCUGUUCACCUAAUAAGAAGAAG